Molecule: messenger RNA, 2188 nt
Organism: Lemur catta (Ring-tailed lemur)
Lineage: Eukaryota; Metazoa; Chordata; Mammalia; Primates; Lemuridae
Gene: ACHE
Product: acetylcholinesterase (Cartwright blood group)
Exons: 5
Coding region: 108-1952 (614 amino acids)
Biological process (GO): acetylcholine catabolic process; choline metabolic process
Cellular component (GO): plasma membrane
Molecular function (GO): acetylcholinesterase activity
Source: RefSeq, a predicted model, not a curated record
GUCAGAGUCGGCUCAGCCUGCGCCGGGGAACAUCGGCCGCCUCCAGCUCCCGGCGCGGCCCGGCCCGGCCCGGCUUGGCCGCCUCAGACGCUGCCUGCCCUGCAGCCAUGAGGCCCCCGUGGUGUCAGGCGUCCUCCCUGGCUUCCCCACUCCUUCUCCUCCUCCUGUCCCUCCUGGGAGGAGGGGCAGGGGCUGAAGGCCGGGAGGACCCAGAGCUGCUGGUGACAGUUCGAGGUGGCCGGCUGCGGGGCAUUCGCCUAAAGGCCCCUGGGGGCCCUGUCUCUGCUUUUCUGGGCAUUCCCUUCGCGGAGCCACCUGUGGGGCCCCGUCGCUUUCUGCCACCAGAGCCCAAGCGGCCCUGGCCAGGGGUGUUGGAUGCUACAACCUUCCAGAGCGUCUGCUACCAAUACGUGGACACCCUGUACCCCGGUUUUGAGGGCAUUGAGAUGUGGAACCCCAACCGUGCACUGAGUGAGGACUGCCUCUACCUCAACGUGUGGACACCAUACCCCAGGCCUUCGUCCCCCACCCCUGUCCUCGUCUGGAUCUAUGGGGGUGGCUUCUACAGUGGGGCCUCCUCCCUGGAUGUGUAUGACGGCCGCUUCCUGGUACAAGCGGAGGGGACUGUGCUGGUAUCUAUGAACUACCGGGUAGGAGCCUUUGGCUUCUUAGCCCUGCCGGGGAGCCGAGAGGCCCCAGGCAACGUUGGUCUACUGGAUCAGAGGCUGGCAUUGCAGUGGGUGCAGGAGAAUGUGGCAGCCUUCGGAGGGGACCCAAUGUCAGUGACGCUGUUUGGGGAGAGUGCAGGCGCUGCCUCAGUGGGCAUGCACCUGCUGUCCCCGCCCAGCCGGGGGCUGUUCCACAGGGCUGUGCUGCAGAGUGGUGCACCCAAUGGGCCCUGGGCCACAGUGGGCAUGGGAGAGGCCCGUCGCAGGGCCACACUACUGGCCCGCCUUGUGGGCUGUCCCCCGGGCAGUGCUGGUGGCAAUGACACAGAGCUGGUAGCCUGCCUUCGGACACGACCAGCUCAGGACCUGGUGGACCACGAGUGGCACCUACUGCCUCAGGAAAGUGUCUUCCGAUUUUCCUUCGUGCCUGUGGUGGAUGGAGACUUCCUCAGUGACACGCCAGAGGCCCUCAUCAAUGCAGGGGACUUCCAUGGCCUGCAGGUGCUGGUGGGUGUGGUGAAGGAUGAGGGCUCCUAUUUUCUCGUUUACGGGGCCCCGGGCUUCAGCAAAGACAACGAGUCUCUCAUCAGCCGGGCCCAGUUCCUGGCCGGGGUGCGGGUCGGGGUCCCCCAGGUAAGUGACCUGGCAGCCGAGGCUGUGGUCCUGCAUUACACAGACUGGCUGCAUCCUGAGGACCCCGCACGCCUGAGGGAGGCCCUGAGUGAUGUGGUGGGCGACCACAACGUCGUGUGCCCUGUGGCCCAGCUGGCUGGGCAACUGGCCGCCCAGGGUGCCCGGGUCUACGCCUACGUGUUUGAACACCGUGCCUCCACGAUCUCCUGGCCCCUGUGGAUGGGGGUGCCCCACGGCUACGAGAUCGAGUUCAUCUUCGGGCUCCCCCUGAACCCCUCGCUAAACUACACCACGGAGGAGAAAAUCUUUGCCCAGCGACUGAUGAGAUACUGGGCCAACUUCGCCCGCACCGGAGACCCCAAUGACCCCGUCGACCCCAAAGCUCCGCAGUGGCCACCGUACACGGCGGGAGCGCAGCAGUACGUGAGCCUGGACCUGCGGCCGCUGGAGGUGCGGCGGGGGCUGCGCGCCCAGGCCUGCGCCUUCUGGAACCGCUUCCUACCCAAAUUGCUCAGCGCCACCGCCUUGGAGUCCCCCUGCACCUGCUCAGGCCCCGCCCAUGGGGAGGCUGCCCCGAGGCCCAGGCCCGGCCUCCCCCUGCCCCUCCUUCUCCUCCUCCUCCUCCUCCUCUCUCGGCUCCUGCGGCUGUGAUCUGGGCCUUUUCCCCCUCCGGCCCCAGGGGCCCUUCCUCUAAUGAGUGGUCGGACCGUGGGGAAGGGCCCACUCAGGGACCUGCGACCCAGCGCCCCCUCCCUCCUCAAACCGAGAGACUCAAACUGGACAGGGCGGGUGGGGGGGUGUGACCUGCCACCCGUCUCAGGGACCCACACGCCUUUGUUUAAAUGGAAAUGGAAAGCCAAUAUUCUUUUAUAAAAUUAUCCUUUGGA